Copidosoma floridanum is the source of this 1119-nucleotide messenger RNA. Its product is annotated as T-cell acute lymphocytic leukemia protein 1 homolog. The record is from RefSeq and is a predicted model, not a curated record. Gene Ontology annotation, molecular function: protein dimerization activity; RNA polymerase II transcription regulatory region sequence-specific DNA binding; DNA-binding transcription factor activity, RNA polymerase II-specific. Gene Ontology annotation, biological process: regulation of transcription by RNA polymerase II; developmental process. NCBI's taxonomy places the organism in Eukaryota, Metazoa, Arthropoda, Insecta, Hymenoptera, Encyrtidae.
CUAAACGAGGGUUGCUGCUGCUGCUGCUGCUGGUGUAUAUUUACACUUUCUCAAGCUUUACUCUGUCUGACUCAUUCGUGAGGGAUCAUCGCCAGGGAGCACUAGGUGGUUGUGGUACAUAUCAUCCCUGCUCCCUUGGAUAUAUAAAACGAUAUAGUGUAUACGUUGGGAGUUAUAUACUUAUACAUUUCCUAGCUGUGUCGUCGGAAAUAAACAAUAUAUCGUUGUCGCUCACUUGGCUGCUGGUCUAUCAAGUAAUUGUUUGUUGUGUAUUAAUUAAUUGUUAUACAUAGAAGACGGUAUAUCUAUUUUGUGUGUUUAAACAUAUAUGUACAAAGACAUGGCAGCCAUGAGGAGUAAGAAGCUUGAGCCAGUAGUGACGAGUUGCAGAAAUCAGAGAUGUCAAAGCAAUAAUCUGCGCCAGUGGGACAGAAGCCAUCAAAGGUACAGGACGUCGGAGCCUCUGGAGCACCGUUUGUCAGGAGGAGGGGAGGCCGGGAGCGGUCGAAUCCGUACCACCAGCUGUCGAUCCCGCGUGCGCCGCGUCAACACGGCCUUCGGCGCUCUGAGGACUCUGCUGCCCACUCGGCCGGCCGACCGCAAGCUCUCCAAGAUCGAGACCCUCAAGCUCGCGGGUAGUUACAUCAACCAUCUCCUGGCCAUUUUGGUCGUUGGUGCCAGCGACAGGCCGUGCUCGCGCUUGUUACCACCGCCGAUGCAACGGGACGAGGACAAACUCCAGGAGGACGCCAAGGACAACGACUCGUGCGCCUUUUGUACCGUUGACCGCUUGGAACAAGACGUCUGUAAUUUGACUCUGGAUUCGCUCGUGUUGGCGGAUUUCAACGAAUCAUCAGACAAGUCGAUACCGCCUGCAGUUUGAAAGACAAUUAACCGACGCGCAUCGGGCGUUUGUUGAUCGAAAAACGUCAUUUUACAUUGUAAAUAUUAACACAAACUCAUGAAGAUGAUAUGUCGUAUGUGCACAACUAUUGAUUAAUUUUUGUUAAGCGGUGGAUUUAUAAUAUUACUAUUAUUAUUAUUAUUAUUAUUUCUCAAACAGUAUUAGUAAUUUAUAUACGUAACGCAAUCGAAUAUUUAAAAAUAUAUGAUUAGGUA